This is a messenger RNA of Protopolystoma xenopodis, 675 nucleotides long. The record is from the annotation of a GenBank genome assembly. Lineage: Eukaryota; Metazoa; Platyhelminthes; Monogenea; Polystomatidea; Polystomatidae.
AUGAUUCUUGUUUCACUGCCUCUCUUCUUCUCUGUCUCAGCUGUUCGCUAUCUCUUUCAUUGCAAUACUCUCCCUCUCGUUUUCUCCAGUCUGGCUCCCGCUAUACGAGCGGCUCGCAUCAAAGCGAUGUCUCGCUCACUCAUUGAGAUACCGUGCUUGGAUGGUUACGGCAGCACAGCUCACUCAGAGGCGGGUCACACGAAAAAGGGCCUAGGAGUCGGCCUCGUAGUCCCAGGCACCGCCAGCUCCGGCCUUCCGGUUGGCCAGACCACCGCUUCCACCACGAUUCUCGGACUCUGCGAAUUGGCCUCGCAGGACACCGACGCCUCGAGACUUGCCGACUUCCUUCGACCUGUUCGAGGCAUAGCGGCCCCCACGUCUGCCCGCAGCACAUCAGCUAUGCCCGGCGCCGGCGGACUUGACGCAAUCCCACUUGACCCCACGACGUCCACAGGCAUCGUCGACACCAACUUUGGCUUGCACCACCAAAAACAGCCCAACUUAGCCACCGGCAAUCGAGCCUGGAAGGUUGAGUUUGAAGCCUGGCUGGUGGACGCGGUGACGGGAGGCAUCGGCCUCGCCGGCGGAGGGGUACCAGCCGGACAAUUUGUGCAGGUGAUGGCCUGCUCUCCCUUUCUCAACCCACAGAUCAAGCGCUGGAUACAAGGUAGCUGA